UCCGGUAGAUAAAGGAGAGCCUCACCAGUCAGAGAGGGAGAAAUUGACGAACGAGAAACGGAGAUUCCUUCGGACCGAUUCACAUUCACUCGAUAAAAUGGAAGGACAAGAUUCAGGAGAUACUAAGCAAAGCACUGCUGACAUGACACAGUUUGUUCAAACCCUUCUUCAGCAGAUGCAAAGCAGAUUUCAGACGAUGUCAGACUCGAUUGUUACAAAGAUUGAUGAGAUGGGAGAACGUAUAAACGAGCUGGAGCAGAGUAUCAAUGACCUUAGAACAGAGAUGGGGGCGGAGGGCUCUCCAUCUCCUUUGUCUACUUCCAAGAAACCCGAUGAACCAAAGCCAGAUGAAGGUUCUGCUUAGCACUUUGAUUUAAAUAUACUCCUAUUCGUGAACUGAGAUUUGUUGGUAUGUUUCCGUUUAACUUCUAUUUUCUUCUGCAUAUCCUUAUGCUACCGUUGACUCCACCAUCGUUCUCGUGGCAAUUGGUUAUAUUCACAUAUGAAUGUUACUGAUUUUGGGUCCGUAUUAACCAUUUUCUGAUUUGCU
Molecule: messenger RNA, 550 nt
Organism: Cynara cardunculus var. scolymus (artichoke)
Lineage: Eukaryota; Viridiplantae; Streptophyta; Magnoliopsida; Asterales; Asteraceae
Product: heat shock factor-binding protein 1-like
Exons: 5
Coding region: 98-364 (88 amino acids)
Biological process (GO): cellular heat acclimation
Cellular component (GO): cytosol; nucleus
Molecular function (GO): transcription corepressor activity
Source: RefSeq, a predicted model, not a curated record